GGCGUGGGUAUUUGGGUUUUCGAGGAAGGCUCGCACUUAUUCUCAGUGUUAUCUCCAGACCUAAAAUUAAAAUUCACACUAAAUGCACUCCAAAUAAAUUCGAAACGCAAAUGCACCUUCUCUUGUUCUCUCUCUCCCAAACUCAAUCCCUGUGAGUGCUUUCUUUCUGUAACUAACUUGUUCCCUCGUUAACCCUAAUCAUCAACUCAAGCAGUGAAUGAAUCUGUGGACGGACGAGAACUCCUCGGUGAUGGAGGCCUUCAUGUCGUCCUCCGAUCUCUCCUCAAUCUGGCCCUCGCCGGCGCCGCCGCAAUCCACGGCGGUCUUCAAUCAGGACACCCUCCAGCACCGCCUGCAGGCCUUGAUCGAAGGCGCCCGAGAGACCUGGACCUACGCCAUCUUCUGGCAGUCCUCUUAUGACUAUUCUGGCUCCACUCUCCUCGGCUGGGGCGACGGUUACUACAAAGGCGACGACGACAAAGCCAAAGCCAAGGCCAAGGCCAAGGUCAAGGUCACUUCCGCCGCCGAGCAGGACCACCGCAAAAAAGUUCUCCGCGAACUCAACUCCCUGAUCUCCGGCUCCUCCUCCUCCUCCGCCGCCUCCGACGACGUCGACGAGGAGGUCACCGACACCGAGUGGUUCUUCCUGGUCUCCAUGACGCAGUCCUUCGUCAACGGCGGAGGACUUCCCGGACAGGCCUUCUUCAACUCCGCUCCGGUGUGGGUCACCGGGGGCGACCGUCUCUCUGCCUCGGCCUGCGAGAGGGCGAGGCAGGGACACGUGUUCGGGCUGCAAACCCUGGUUUGCAUACCGUCCGCGAACGGCGUCGUUGAGCUGGGGUCCACCGAGUUAAUUUUCCAGAACCCGGAUCUGAUGAACAAGGUGAAGGUUCUGUUCAAUUUCAGCAACAACAACUUCGACAUGGGUUCUUCUUGGCCCGCCACCAGCGCCGAUCAGGGCGAAAACGACCCUUCCUCGCUCUGGCUCAGCGAUCCCGAAGUUAGGGAUUCCAUUAACACUGUUGCUGCUACCCCUUCGGUUUCGGUUCCUGCACAGACUCAGGGGAUUUCGAUUUCCAAGACCAUGCAGUUGGAAAGUUCUAUUCAAACCCCUGGUUCCAGUACUUUAACCGAAACCCCUAGUUCUAUUCACGCGAUUCCGCAGAACCAGAGCGUCUUCUCCAGAGAAUUGAACUUUUCUGAGUAUGGUUUCGACCCAAAGACUGGGAACAAUCAGAAUCACCAUUCUCUGAAGCCGGAAUCCGGCGAGAUUCUCAGCUUCGGCGAGAGCAAGAGAACCUCCUACGGCGGCGUCAAUGGGAAUUCCAAUUCCAAUUCCCAUUUUUUCUCCGGUCAGUCGCCGUUUGUUGCUGCUGCGGAUGAGAACACCAACAAAAAUAACAUCAACAACAAUGGGAAGACAAAGUCACCGAAUUCGCGCGGUAGCAACGACGACGGAAUGCUUUCCUUCACCUCCGGCGUGAUUCUUCCGGCCUCGAAUUUGAAGUCCGGUGGCGGCGGCGAUUCCGACCACUCGGAUCUGGAGGCUUCGGUGGUGAAGGACCCGGUGGUGGAGCCGGAGAAGCGGCCGCGGAAGAGAGGGCGUAAGCCGGCGAACGGAAGAGAGGAACCAUUAAACCAUGUUGAAGCAGAGAGACAGAGGAGGGAGAAGCUGAACCAGAGGUUCUACGCGCUUCGUGCUGUGGUUCCCAACGUGUCAAAGAUGGACAAAGCGUCACUCCUGGGCGACGCCAUAUCUUACAUCACGGAGCUGAAGUCCAAGCUUCAGACCCUCGAAUCAGAUAAAGAUGGAAUGCAGAAGCAGCUGGAAGGUGUGAAGAAGGAGCUCGAGAAAACAACCGAGAACGUUUCUUCUAAUCACGCGGGUAAUAGUAGUAGUUGUAACAACAACAACAAGUUGUCGAAUCAGAAGUUAAUUGACGUGUUGGAGAUGGACGUGAAGAUACUUGGGUGGGACGCGAUGAUAAGGAUCCAUUGCAGCAAGAAGAACCACCCCGGGGCGAGGUUGUUGACGGCAUUGAUGGAGUUGGACUUGGACGUGCACCACGCCAACGUAAAUUUGGUCAACGAUAUGACCAUGCUACAAGCAACGGUGAAGAUGGGAAGUAGGUUUUACACGCAGGAGCAGCUUCGUGCGGCUCUGGCGGCUAAGGUUGGGGAUGCACGAUGAUGUUGGCUCUGCACUUUGCGGCAGCGUUUGAGAUUAUGUGUGUGUUUGUGUCGUGUUAUUAGCUAGCUAGCUCUUUGUAAGUUGUGCUGCUCUGGGAUAUUUUAAGCCUUCCCGGUAGCUGUUUCUGUAAAAUUAUAAGCUUUUUUUCUUUAUUGGGUAGCUUAGUAUUGAAUUUUGAGGUAAUCAAAUUGGGAAGCUCCAUGGAGUAGUAGAACUAGCUAGGGACACUUUUCAUCAAAUCUGUGGGUGGAGUGGAGAUAGCAGCAGCUAUAUGUGGAAAUAGGGGUAAUUUUAUCUGUUUUAGAUUGUGUAUAUAUUAUAAUAAUAUCAUAAAUGUGAACAGCAUCAUGCAAGUUCUCAAUAUUAUUAUUAAUGCUUCAGCU
This is a messenger RNA of Glycine soja, 2574 nucleotides long. RefSeq names its product transcription factor MYC2-like. Gene Ontology annotation, molecular function: protein dimerization activity; transcription cis-regulatory region binding; DNA-binding transcription factor activity. Bases 218 to 2191 code for a protein of 657 amino acids. Gene Ontology annotation, biological process: regulation of DNA-templated transcription. Lineage: Eukaryota; Viridiplantae; Streptophyta; Magnoliopsida; Fabales; Fabaceae. The transcript has a single exon. The record is from RefSeq and is a predicted model, not a curated record. Gene Ontology annotation, cellular component: nucleus.